ACACACACCAGGCACUCGAGUAACCUUCACUCUCCUCACAAUCUAGCCUUGCCGUCGUGCUGUUCCUCAUGGCCAACUCAUUCACUCGUUCCUCAUUUCUUGAAAUCACUAAGGUGGGUCUGGCCGUGGGUUUCAUGAGUCAGCCCUCGACGUCACCGUUUUCCUUGCCACACGUCGCCAGCCGCAUCACCACCACCACACUACCGCCAUAUCACAAAGACAGGGGUGAUGUGCAUAACGCCUGUCCUCAUCCAGUGCUAGUUUGCAUAGCACAUAUGCAUAUACCACACCUGUAUGUCUUGCACCUGUGUUGAUUGUUAGGUUACUGUUUUACUGUUGCUGCAAACUCUUUAUGUCUUUAUGACAUCACUAUAAGAUACUUAGCUACAGCAGAUCCUAGCUUAUAGAUUUAUCUACCGUCGUUAAGGAGUUUUCACUCUGGAUAACCUUAAAACAACACCAGUAUCCUACAGUUUAUACUCCCUUAAAUCCUUAACGAACAUCACUCUCUCAACCUUUCCCAUAACAGGAAUAAAAGAAGGAUACAAACUGGCAACUUGCACAUAUCCUAGUGACGUAAACUCUACUUCAUCAGGGUCAUCACCAUUCAGUUUAGUGGUGAACCCGAGAGAAGCAAAGGAGGGAGGGUACCAACGCUCUCUUCGCUGGAUUAUACGGACGAAGAGAGAGGAAGAGAAAGACUAGAUCGAGGAACGCGUAGGAGUGGAGUGCUCUUGGCAAGGAGCGUGUGUUGUGUGGAGGAAUACAGAUUGCACGUGGGUGUGUUCAUAAUGGAAAGUGACGCUGAAUGGAUUGAUGUGGAUAAUGAGUUCCCUAUAUACACUCAAAGACCUCCUGUACCAUCCCAACCCUCUCCACGACCCCUGCCACGGCCCCGCGCGCGUCCCCCUGUGAUUGAGUCGCCCCACGAAUCGCCUGAGAGAGCCCCGUCAAGCCCCAGCGCGCCCACGAGUACCAAUGCGGGCGUGGUGGCGGGAUGCGUGGGCGGGGCGUUGGGCGUGGUGUUGAUGCUGUUGGUGGUGUACAUGUUAGUGCUGCGGAGGAGACUGACCAAGGCCAAGAAGAGCGGCAGGGCAGCGCAUUACCAGCUGCGCGUGGAGGACGUGGCGCACCUGUCACACCUGGACGAGACCACCAACACCUAUGUCAACACCACAGACCUGCAGAAGCUCGUUGCCUCCGUCAGGGCCAAGGGCAAGUCUGAGAACCGCCUGCCCACCCCGCCGCGUCUCCAACACCAGACCCCCGCACCCUACCGUCCCGCCGCCGCCACUGCCGGGAACAACGACUCCUUCCAGGGAGACGCCGUGGUGGUGCGCGCUCCCAUGCCGCCGCCAUACACCAUCUCCGCACCGCCCUCCCUGCCCCAGGCCCCCGCGGCGCCCCAGCCCAUGCAGGAGGUGAUGUAUAGCAACCUGGAGGAGUGCGCCGCCCCGCCCCGCCCCGCUCCCAGGCGAGAGGCCCCCAAGACUGCACCACCCCCGCCCCCCAUCCAGGAACCAAGCUCCCCCGUGAGUCAGCCUGCCCGCCCCGCUCCCGCGCCCCCGAAAUCCAGCUCUCCGCCCGUAGCCAACAACACCUCCACUCUCCAGCAGACCGCAAAGCCCGCCCCGCCGUGCCCCAGCUUCAAGCCCAGUAAAGCAAGCCCCGCGGUGCAGGCUAAGCCUGGCGCCAAGCCCACGCCCCCCACUCUGCCCAAGCCUGGCAAGGGCAAGGCUCUGCCGCCCCUCAAAAUGGUGCUGCGCGGAGCCACGGAGGGCACGUCCUCUGACUCCUGCGCCACCCCGGACACCGCCAUUAUCCACCUCAGCCCGGAAGCCACGCCCACUGGGGAGGGCACCCCGGGCACGGCUUCCAUCAGUGCCAAGAUUGCCCUGCUGGAGGGACACAUGCGGACGGCAGGUGGGGGCGUGUCGCGCCCCGGACUGAUCAGGCCCUGAGGCAGUGUGGCGGUACGCCCCGGGAACCCUCGGGUCACGACAAACAGCGGCGCGUGACGCACGUCCUGCUAUUGCUUGUUCCGCGGCGUGAACGUGAACAUGGACAAUCGGGAAAUCCGGUCCCGCCCCGCCCCGCCUGGAGGCUGUCACCAGUGGUGCUGUGAUGGUGCUUGCUGUGGUGAAACGCUCCCCCAUCUCACUUCCUUCAGCUUGCCAGCUGCCGGGGCGUCCCGGGAUACUGCUACUCGCACCUCCAGCCACACACGUCCAGCAGGAUGCACAGCAACAGGGACGGCUGGGCCUGUCCACCACUGCCCGCAAUGUAUCCUCACUACUGACGUCACGCAGCCCACCACCAGCAUCCUUGAUUAUAAACUGGCGUAUCCUUCUUGACCCGCGAGCUCAGCGAAUGCCAGCCUGUCCGUCCCCAUCGCCACCACCACCACCACCACCACCGCCACUGUCACGCCAUCACCACUAGUCAGGCACCCCACCAUCGUGGCAGGCGCCAUCACCAGGGCGCCACGCCGCCUCGCCUUAAAUCAAUCCUCGCAAGAUGAGGUACUGUACAAAAAUGUUGGGGUGAGGGAAGGCAGACCCUCGUGCCGCGGCGGUGACGGGGUGAGACAGUGCCACCGCCCUGGGGGAACACUUGCACAGUAUUUAAAUACCUAGUUUUAAGGAAUCUUGUUAACUACCUAUUUGGAGUAGGUGAAAUAUGUACAUACGCAUCCGAUAGUUUUCGCUGUUGUAUCAGAAUUGUGCCAUUCGCAAUGAUGUAGCGUUAAGUUUAGAGCUGUGAUACAUACAUGUGUUGUCUUAACA
Messenger RNA from Scylla paramamosain (green mud crab), 2786 nucleotides. RefSeq names its product WAS/WASL-interacting protein family member 1-like. The record is from RefSeq and is a predicted model, not a curated record. Bases 792 to 1961 code for a protein of 389 amino acids. Lineage: Eukaryota; Metazoa; Arthropoda; Malacostraca; Decapoda; Portunidae. The transcript is spliced from 3 exons.